CCAAAGUUUGACUCUGAGAUUGUAAUCCUAUAUAAUCAUCACCUUAGCCAAGUUCAAGGAUUAAAAAUUUGACAUUGGAAUAUUGGAUCUCAUUUGUGAGGCAAAACGAAAGAUGGGUCUACUUAGUUCUGAUCAACUCCAAUUCUUCAACUCUCAAGGUUAUCUUGUGAUUGAAUCGUUUGCUGGUGAGGAUGAGAUUGAAGGCAUGAUGAAGAGGAUGGAGCAAUUAGUGGAUAACUUUGAUCCUUCUUCCACCGCCUCUAUUUUCUCCACCAAGAACCAGCAAAAGUUGACUGAUGAUUACUUUUUCGAUAGCGUGGAGAGAGUUUCGUUUUUCUUCGAGGAGAAAGCAUUUGGAAAUAAUGGUGACUUAAAGCAGCCGAAGCAACUAUCCAUUAAUAAAGUUGGCCAUGCACUUCAUGAGAUUGAGCCGGCAUUCAAGAAGUUUUCUUCUUCUCAGAAAUUUUCAAGUUUGAUGCACUCCUUGGGUUACAAGAGGCCAGCAGUCAUGCAGUCUAUGUACAUAUUCAAGCAACCAGGCAUUGGGGGUGAAGUAGUGCCACACCAGGAUAGCUCCUUUCUUUAUACUGAACCUCAAACAUGUACAGGACUGUGGCUGGCUAUUGAAGAUGCCACCAAAUUAAAUGGUUGCCUUUGGGCAAUUCCUGGAUCUCACAAAAAUGGGCUUGUAAGAAGAUUCUUAAGAGAUGAAAAUGGUGUCAAAUUUGAUCGACCGUCACCAUCUUAUGAUCAAAAAGAUUUUGUUCCUAUUGAAGUAAAAUCAGGGUCUUUGGUUGUCAUCCAUGGUGAUCUUAUCCACCAAAGCUUUGAAAACCUUUCCCCGAAAUCAAGACACGCGUACAGCUUGCACGUUGUUGAUACUGAUGGCUGCAAAUGGGCACCCGAAAAUUGGAUCAGACGGAAAGUGGAGCCAGAACCACUCUAUGUCAGCUGAUCAUCAAUAAGCCCUUUUAUUUAUUUAGUUAAAUCACAAAAACUGUUGUACUCUUAACAUUUAUUUAAAUGUUUGAGCGCUGUAAUAAUCUCAAUCUCAACCUGGUUCAGCAAUUUGCCUAUGUCCACGGCCGAAGAGCAAUGAGAAUAAUUUUACUUUGAUAAAAUAGAAUUACAAGUUCACUUAGUA
Molecule: messenger RNA, 1144 nt
Organism: Lotus japonicus
Lineage: Eukaryota; Viridiplantae; Streptophyta; Magnoliopsida; Fabales; Fabaceae
Product: phytanoyl-CoA dioxygenase
Exons: 9
Coding region: 113-955 (280 amino acids)
Molecular function (GO): phytanoyl-CoA dioxygenase activity
Source: RefSeq, a predicted model, not a curated record